GAAGGCCCGCUUCCCGCGGCUGCAGCUCCGGGGCGCCUGGGAACCCAAGACACGAGGCCGCGUGACCGGGCCAGAAACGCGCGGCGCCGCACGUGUCCGCGCGGCCCCGGAGCUCGCGCCGCCCGCCGCCGCCGCCGUUCGCCGUUCGCUAGGCUCCCAGGACCCGGGCCACCGCCAUGCUCUUCCGCUUCGGCGUGGUGGUGCCGCCCGCGGUAGCCGGCGCCCGGCAGGAGCUGCUGCUCGCGGGAUCGCGGCCGGAGCUGGGGCGCUGGGAGCCGCGCGGCGCCGUGCGUCUCAGGCCCGCGGGUACCGUGGCGGGCGCGGCCGCGCUGGCGCUGCAGGAGCCCGGCCUGUGGCUCGCCGAGGUGGAGCUGGAGACGGAGGAGGAGGACGGCGGGGCGGAGCCGGGCCGCGUGGACAUGUUCUGGUACAAGUUCCUGCAACGCGAGCCGGGAGGCGAGCUGCACUGGGAAGGAAACGGACCUCACCAUGACCGCUGCUGCACGUAUAAUGAGAACAACUUGGUGGAUGGUGUUUACUGUCUCCCAGUGGGACACUGGAUCGAGGCCACUGGGCACACCAAUGAAAUGAAGCACACAACAGACUUCUAUUUUAAUAUUGCCGGCCACCAAGCCAUGCAUUAUUCAAGAAUUCUACCAAACAUCUGGCUGGGCAGCUGCCCUCGCCAGCUGGAGCAUGUGACCAUCAAACUGAAGCAUGAACUGGGAGUUACAGCUGUCAUGAAUUUCCAGACUGAGUGGGACAUCAUCCAGAAUUCUUCAGGCUGCAACCGCUACCCAGAACCCAUGACUCCAGACACCAUGAUGAAGCUGUACAAGGAAGAAGGCUUGGCUUACAUCUGGAUGCCCACUCCAGACAUGAGCACCGAGGGUCGAGUGCAGAUGCUGCCACAGGCUGUGUGUCUCCUGCACGCACUGCUGGAGAAUGGACACACCGUGUAUGUCCACUGCAACGCUGGCGUGGGCCGAUCCACAGCCGCAGUGUGCGGUUGGCUCCACUACGUGAUUGGCUGGAGUCUGCGCAAGGUGCAGUACUUUAUCAUGGCCAAGAGGCCUUCGGUCUACAUUGAUGAAGAAGCUUUGGCUCAAGCACAACAAGACUUUUUUCAAAAGUUCGGGAAGGUUCACUCUUCCAUAUGCACUUUGUAGGUGACCAGCCCGCCACCCCUUCAAGCUGCCUUAGUAAGGAACCUAGGGGUGUGGUUAGUGGAAGACCUGGAGACAGAGGGGACUGUGGCCUGUAUCACCUGGAGAUACCGUCUAUGGUGGUUUGGUUGGACUUAUGUGUGAGAUAUUUUACAAAGGAAACUGCAUGCCACGUGAGAAAAGCUCAGAGUACACUGGCAGUACAGAGUAUGCCUGUAGUUGCUGCUGCCGCCACCGGCUGGGCCCUUUGCCUACAGGCUCUGCAUAGGUUGUUAUGGAUUUGUGACUCUGGCAUGUAGAAGAAAAGAGAGUGGUUAAGUGGAUUUUUUCAUUACUGUGAGUAUGAAACACACACACACACACACACACACACACAUAUACACGUUGUAUGUGCAUGCAUGUACAAACAAACAGCUUUUUACUGAACUGAAUUACAGUCAUUUGCUGGUGGAAGGGAUAAAUAUGUAAACCUACCUAGGACUCAAAAAGAGCUUUGCAUGGUCAUAGAAGAGUGGCUUUCUGUCAUUUCCUUCAUCUCCCUUCAUAGUUGUUGAUAUCUCCGAGGUGCCACCCUCCUAAUUUUUCUGUCCCCUCAUUAGGACAGCAGAGGUAGAGUUUUCCCUCUGCUUUUUCUUGUCUUUUUAUUGCUUUUGCUUUUCUUGUGGCAGAGUUUGUACUACUUGUUUAGCAUAAGACACAGGGCUCAACCUUGAACUCUUGGUAAUCCUCCUGCCUCAGCCUCCUGCGAACUGGGAUUGAAAGUGUAUUGCUCCACACUCUUUCAUACUCUUCCACCAUUUUUCAGUUGAGGUUUGUUGAGUGUGGCUGGCUUGUCCAAUCUCGUGGUGGGCGGGAAGGAGAUGAAGUUUGGAAGCCAGUUUAUUUGGUUCAGAGCUGCUUUCGGUGCUAUUGUUUUUUUUCAGCAAACUGUCAUGGCUGCAGCUUUGUCUCUCUCGGGGUAAACUUGCUACCCCUGUGGUUGUUUCUAUGGCGGGAAAUGAAACCGUGUUCUGAUCCAUUGCCAAAGAGUGUACAAAACCAGUUUUAUUUUGUUCGCCUACUGUAAGCUGUGGUGUAGUUCUAGGCUAAUUUUUCUGAGCCAUAGUUGAAGAGAGGAAGGAGCCUGAGUAGGCCAUGUCCGCAGAUUGCUGUCCAGCCAGGGGCUGGUCCUGGCUCAGGACUCAGUUCCGUAUAACACACAAUUGCUGCUCCUCCCAAAGAAUGUGCUCAGUUCCAUUAGAUUCUGUCAGAACCACAAA
Molecule: messenger RNA, 2425 nt
Organism: Apodemus sylvaticus (European woodmouse)
Lineage: Eukaryota; Metazoa; Chordata; Mammalia; Rodentia; Muridae
Gene: Epm2a
Product: EPM2A glucan phosphatase, laforin
Exons: 4
Coding region: 177-1169 (330 amino acids)
Biological process (GO): protein dephosphorylation
Cellular component (GO): nucleus; cytoplasm
Molecular function (GO): carbohydrate phosphatase activity; starch binding; protein tyrosine/serine/threonine phosphatase activity
Source: RefSeq, a predicted model, not a curated record